Molecule: messenger RNA, 2094 nt
Organism: Fusarium oxysporum Fo47
Lineage: Eukaryota; Fungi; Ascomycota; Sordariomycetes; Hypocreales; Nectriaceae
Product: transcription factor domain-containing protein
Exons: 3
Coding region: 1-2094 (697 amino acids)
Biological process (GO): positive regulation of transcription from RNA polymerase II promoter by galactose; DNA-templated transcription
Cellular component (GO): nucleus
Molecular function (GO): RNA polymerase II cis-regulatory region sequence-specific DNA binding; zinc ion binding; DNA-binding transcription factor activity, RNA polymerase II-specific
Source: RefSeq, a predicted model, not a curated record
AUGGGUCGUCCUCCGAUGCACGGCUCUUCGAGCCAGCUCCGAGCUUGUCUCAAUUGUCAGAAGCGCAAGAGCCGAUGUCAACCUAGUGUCAAUGGCCCCGGGCCAUGUUCCUACUGCGCCCGCGCGGGCAAGGACUGUAGCUUCGUGAACCCACCUGACAGGACACGGCUUACGCGGAAGAAUCUCGAUGCAAUAGAACAGCGCUGUAAUAGGCUCGAGGCUCUCAUCCGGUCACUACACCCGGGUAUGGAUAUUGAUGUCGCUCUGGCUAACCUAGAGGCUGGCCAAGAAGUUAUCAGACGGACAGAGCAAGAGUCGGACGAUGAUUCGCCUGAGCACGAGGAACCAGCGCACGAGUACGAAUGGAGUGAACCAUCAUUGCCACCAGAUUUCGACUGUCAGAACGAUGAAGCCGGAGCUAUGGAUGGUAUGGCUACGCUGAACAGCCUUGAUGCUGGAUAUUUAGGCAGUAGUUCGGGUGCCAACUUACUACAAGAAAUCGCAUCGAUGCUCCCAGAGCUCGCGGCGUCAAAUUCCCCUGCCACAAGUCACGGGAAAUCUCCCAGCCAGACGCAUAAGUCGAAGGCGUCACUUGAUCCGCCAAAUCUUGCAAAUGAAUCAUUGACAAGCUAUCUCAUCGAUGCGUACUUCUUAUUCUAUAACGUCUCGUAUCCAAUUCUUCACGAACGACCAUUCCGUCAGAAACUUGCCGCUCGGGGCAUGCGGCGUGCUAAGUCAUCAUGGAACAUCAUCUACUACCUGGUCUUGGCCAUCGGCCAUUGGAUAUCGACUUCGGAUAAACACCACGCAGUAUCUCGGUUCUAUACCGCGGCGAGGAAUGCUCUGUCAAUCCACAUGUUGGAGUCAGGGUCACUCGAGACUGUCCAAGCACUUCUACUGAUGGGCAACUACCUGCAGAAGAUGGAUAAGCCAAACACAGGCUACCAGUUCAUUGGCAUCGCAUACAAAAUGGCACUUGGGCUUGGGAUGCAUCGGGAAACGCCGAAAUUGGAAGACAACGUUGGGCUUGAAAGGCGGAGGCAGUUGUUCUGGGUUCUUUACUGCUUCGAUAGCGGGUUCAACAUUACAACUGGGAGACCACCCUAUGCGCAAGAAGGCAUCAUUGAUACCGCAAUACCAAGAAAUGUCGACGAUAAGGAUCUUGAACCCACCAUGCCAGUGCCUCCUGAAGUCAACACGCCAACGACACUAUCCGCCAUCAUCGCACAAGCAGAACUCGCUAAGCACGCAAAUUCCCUGUAUCUCGAAUAUCUCACAGCGAAAACAGCAAACACGAAAGUCGAGUACCAAGUAGCCGAGACCAUAGAACAAACCCUCACCGAUUGGCGGCAGCGGCUCCCACAGUACUUUACUUCCGUAGACGUCCCAGUAUGGUUCACUGGUCCACGGGCUGUUGUUUUGUGGAAGGAGCAGAACCUGCGAAUUAUCCUUUGGCGUGGAAGCAAGCGGAGCCAUCCAUAUCUCCCCAACAAGACUAAUGCCGAGACACGGUGUCUUGAUGCUGCCAUGCAAAGCAUAAACGACAUAACAACUUUCUGCAGUGCAAAUGAGGGUAUCCUGCAUCUGGGAAUUGUCUGGUAUGCCACAUACUUUCUGUUCCAAGCCGCCCUUGUUCUUGAAGCGAGCUACCUUGACCGCGAGGCCCAUGACAAGCUCGAUAACGAGACGACGGACUGGCGAAUGAUGGUCUACAAAGCGCAAAGUUGUCUGGUGACUUUCUCAAGCAGGAGCAGAUCAGCCAAGAGGUGCUUGGAGGUGCUGGAACUCAUAAACAGAAGGGCAGAAACAGCAGCGAACACUCGGCGAACUGUUCUCACUGUGCCCGAGCUUGUUGAAGAAGCCCCAAUUGCGCUCCAAACCCCAGUACUUGAUACUGAGACAUCACAAAUACCGGUGGAUCUACAGACUCUUGGUGAUGGGGAUCUGUCGAUGGGCGCCUGGACACUGAACGAUGAUGGAUCAGAUCCUACGAUGAGGAUGAUUCUGGAUAAUACUCCAUGGGGCUACCUCGAUAAUACACCUAUGGACACCCUGUUCAGCGAUUGGUUUCCCCAAGAUACUUUUGAAGGAUAA